Messenger RNA from Porites lobata, 25791 nucleotides. The record is from the annotation of a GenBank genome assembly. NCBI's taxonomy places the organism in Eukaryota, Metazoa, Cnidaria, Anthozoa, Scleractinia, Poritidae.
AUGCUUGAACUAGCCGUUAUAGAAAGAGUUGGUGACACACUGCGCGACGUGGAGGCCGAAACACUGGUCGGCACACUGGCUGACAAGCUAGCAGAAGUGGAGGGCGAGACACUUGAAGACAAACUGGGCAAUGUAGAGAUCGAUGCACUCGUCGACACACUGGUUGAAAGACUUGCGGAGGUGGAGGCCGAGACACUUGCCGACACACUGGGCGAUGUAGACGCCGAGCCACUGGUCGACAAACUCGCUGACACGCUAGCAGAGGGCGACGCUGAUACAGUUGCCGACACACUAGGCGAUGUUGAGACCGAUGCAUUCGUCGACAAACUAGCUGAAAGGCUAGCAGAGGUGGACGACGAGACACUUUCCGACACACUGGGUGAUGUAAACGCCGAGGCACUGGUCGACACACUCGCUGAAACGCUAGCAGAUAGCGAAUCUGACACAGUUGGUGACACACUAGGCGACGUGGAGGCCAAGACGCUGGUGGACACACUGGCUAAGAAGAUAACAGAGGUCAAGGGCGAGACACUUGCCGACACACUGGGCGAUGUGGAGAUCGAUGCACUCGUCGACACACUGGUUAAAGGGCUUACGGAAGUGAAGGCCGAGACACUUAAAGACACACUGGGCGAAUUGGAGACCGGGGCACUUGUAGACACACUGGUUGACAAAUUAGCAGAAGUGGAGGCCGAGACACUUUCCGACACACUGAGAGAUGUAGACGCCGAGGCACUGGUCGACACACUCGCUGAAACGGUGGCAGAUACCGACUCUGAUACAGUUGGUGACACACUCGGCGACGAGGAGGCCGAAACACUGGUCGACACACUGGCUGACAAGCUAGCAGAGGUAGAGGGCGAGACACUUGCCGACACACUGGGCGAUGUGGAGAUCGAUGCACUCGCCGACACACUGGUUGAAAGGCUUGCGGAAGUGGAGGCAGAGACACUUGCCGACACACUGGGCGAAUUGGAGACCGAGGCACUUGUAGACACACUGGUUGACAGGCUAGCAGAGGUGGAGGCCGAGACACUUGCCGACACACUGGGCGAAUUGGAGACCGAGGCACUCGUAGACAUACUGCUUGACAGGCUAGCAGAGGUAGAGGCCGAGACACUUUCCGACACACUAGGCGAUGUGGAGAUCGAUGCACUCGUCGACACACUGGUUGAAAGGCUUGCGGAAGUGGAGGCAGAGACACCUUCCGACACACUGAGAGAUGUAGACGCCGAGGCACUGGUCGACACACUCGCUGAAAAGGUGGCAGAUACCGACUCUGAUACACUUGGUGACACACUGGGCGACGAGGACGCCGAAACACUGGUCGACAAACUGGCUGACAAGCUACCAGAGGUGGAGGGCGAGACACUUGCCGACACACUGGGCGAUGUGGAGAUCGAUGCACUCGUCGACACACUGGUUGAAAGGCUUCCGGAAGUGGAGGCAGAGACACUUGCCGACACACUGGGCGAAUUAAAGACCGAGGCACUUGUAGACACACUGGCUGAAAGGCUAGUAGAGCUGGAGGCCAACACACUUGCCGACACACUGGGCGAUGUAGACACCGAGGCACUGGUCGACAAACUGGCUGACACGCUUACAGAAGGCGACGCUGAUACAGUUGCCGACACACUCGGCGAUAUUGAGACCGAUGCACUUGUCGACACACUGGCUGAAAGGCUAGCAGAGGUGGUCGCCGAGACACUUUCCGACACACUGGAAGAUGAAGAGGCCGAGGCAGUUGUCGACACACUCGCUGAAACGCUAGCAGAUAGCGACUCUGACACACUUAGUGACACACUGGGCGACGUGGAGGCCGAGACACUGGUCGACACACUGGCUGACAAGCUAGCAGAGGUGGAGAGCGAGACACUUGCCGAAAAACUGGGCGAUGUGGAGAUCGAUGCACUUGUCGACACACUGGUUGAAAGACUUGCAGAGGUAGAGGCCGAGACACUUAAAGACACACUGGGCGAAUUGGAGACCGAGGCACUUGUAGACACACUGGUUGACAAGCUAGGAGAAGUGGAGACCGAGACACUUUCCGACAACCUGGGAGAUGUGGAGAUCGAUGCACUCGUCGACACACUGGUUGAAAGGCUUCCGGAAGUGGAGGCAGAGACACUUGCCGACACACUGGGCGAGUUGGAGACCGAAGCACUUGUAGACACACUGGCUGAAAGGCUAGUAGAGCUGGAGGCCGACACACUUGCCGACACACUGGGCGAUGUAGACACCGAGGCACUGGUCGACAAACUGGCUGACACGCUUACAGAGGGCGACGCUGAUACAGUUGCCGACACACUCGGCGAUGUUGAGACCGAUGCACUCGUCGAAACACUGGCUGAAAGGCUAACAGACGUGGUCGCCGAGACACUUUCCGACACACUGGAAGAUGAAGAGGCCGAGGCAGUUGUCGACACACUCGCUGAAACGGUGGCAGAUAGCGACUCUGACACACUUAGUGACACACUGGGCGACGUGGAGGCCGAGACACUGGUCGACACACUGGCUGACAAGCUAGCAGAGGUGGAGAGCGAGACACUUGCCGAAAAACUGGGCGAUGUGGAGAUCGAUGCACUUGUCGACACACUGGUUGAAAGACUUGCAGAGGUAGAGGCCGAGACACUUAAAGACACACUGGGCGAAUUGGAGACCGAGGCACUUGUAGACACACUGGUUGACAAGCUAGGAGAAGUGGAGACCGAGACACUUUCCGACACACUGGGAGAUGUAGACGAAGAGGCACUGGUAGACACACUCGCUGAAACGGUGGCAGAUACGAACUCUGACAGAGUUGGUGACACACUGGGCGACGAGGAGGCCGAAACACUGGUCGACACACUAGCUGACAAGCUACCAGAGGUGGAGGGCGAGAAACUUGCCGACACACUGGGCGAUGUGGAGAUCGAUGCACUCGUCGACACACUGGUUGAAAGGCUUCCGGAAGUGGAGGCAGAGACACUUGCCGACACACUGGGCGAAUUGGAGACCGAGGCACUUGUAGACACACUGGUUGAAAGGCUAGUAGAGCUGGAGGCCGACACACUUGCCGACACACUGGGCGAUGUAGACACCGAGGCACUGGUCGACAAACUGGCUGACACGCUUACAGAGGGCGACGCUGAUACAGUUGCCGACACACUCGGCGAUGUUGAGACCGAUGCACUCGUCGAAACACUGGCUGAAAGGCUAGCAGACGUGGUCGCCGAGACACUUUCCGACACACUGGAAGAUGAAGAGGCCGAGGCAGUUGUCGACACACUCGCUGAAACGCUAGCAGAUAGCGACUCUGACACACUUAGUGACACACUGGGCGACGUGGAGGCCGAGACACUGGUCGACACACUGGCUGACAAGCUAGCAGAGGUGGAGAGCGAGACACUUGCCGAAAAACUGGGCGAUGUGGAGAUCGAUGCACUUGUCGACACGCUGGUUGAAAGACUUGCAGAGGUAGAGGCCGAGACACUUAAAGACACACUGGGCGAAUUGGAGACCGAGGCACUUGUAGACACACUGGUUGACAAGCUAGCAGAAGUGGAGACCGAGACACUUUCCGACACACUGGGAGAUGUAGACGAAGAGGCACUGGUCGACACACUCGCUGAAACGGUGGCAGAUAGCGACUCUGACAGAGUUGGUGACACACUGGGCGACGAGGAGGCCGAAACACUAGUCGACACACUGGCUGACAAGCUACCAGAGGUGGAGGGCGAGAAACUUGCCGACACACUGGGCGAUGUGGAGAUCGAUGCACUCGUCGACACACUGGUUGAAAGGCUUCCGGAAGUGGAGGCAGAGACACUUGCCGACACACUGGGCGAAUUGGAGACCGAGGCGCUUGUAGACACACUGGCUGAAAGGCUAGUAGAGCUGGAGGCCGACACACUUGCCAACACACUGGGCGAUGUAGACACCGAGACACUCGUCGACAAACUGGCUGACACGUUUGCAGAGGCCGACGCUGAUACAGUUGCCGACACACUCGGCGAUGUUGAGAACGAUGCACUCGUCGAAACACUGGCUGAAAGGCUAGCAGAGGUGGUCACCGAGAUACUUUCCGACACACUGGAAGAUGAAGAGGCCGAGGCAGUUGUCGACACACUCGCUGAAACGCUAGCAGAUAGCGACUCUGACACACUUAGUGACACACUGGGCGACGUGGAGGCCGAAACACUGGUCGACACACUGGCUGACAAGCUAGCAGAGGUGGAGAGCGAGACACUUGCCGAAAAACUGGGCGAUGUGGAGAUCGAUGCACUUGUCGACACACUGGUUGAAAGACUUGCAGAGGUAGAGGCCGAGACACUUAAAGACACACUGGGCGAAUUGGAGACCGAGGCACUUGUAGACACACUGGUUGACAAGCUAGCAGAAGUGGAGACCGAGACACUUUCCGACACACUGGGAGAUGUAGACGAAGAGGCACUGGUCGACACACUCGCUGAAACGGUGGCAGAUAGCGACUCUGACAAAGUUGGUGACACACUGGGCGACGAGGAGGCCGAAACACUGGUCGACACACUGGCUGACAAGCUACCAGAGGUGGAGGGCGAGACACUUGCCGACACACUGGGCGAUGUGGAGAUCGAUGCACUCGUCGACACACUGGUUGAAAGGCUUCCGGAAGUGGAGGCAGAGACACUUGCCGACACACUGGGCGAAUUGGAGACCGAGGCACUUGUAGACACACUGGCUGAAAGGCUAGUAGAGCUGGAGGCCGACACACUGGGUGAUGUAGACACCGAGGCACUGGUCGAGAAACUGGCUGACACGCUUGCAGAGGGCGACGCUGAUACAGUUACCGACACACUCGGCGAUGUUGAGACCGAUGCACUCGUCGACACACUGGCUAAAAGGCUAGCAGAGGUGGUCGCCGAGACACUAUCCGACACAAUGGAAGAUGAAGAGGCCGAGGCAGUUGUCGACACACUCGCUGAAACGCUAGCAGAUAGCGACUCUGACACACUUAGUGACACACUGGGCGAAGUGGAGGCCGAGACACUGGUCGACACAAAGUCUGACAAGCUACCAGAGGUGGAGAGCGAGACACUUACCGAAAAACUGGGCGAUGUGGAGAUCGAUGCACUUGUGGACACACUGGUUGAAAGACUUUCAGAGGUAGAGGCCGAGACCCUUAAAGACACACUGGGCGAAUUGGAGACCGAGGCACUUGUAGACACACUGGUUGACAAGCUAGCAGAAGUGGAGACCGAGACACUUUGCGACACACUGGGAGAUGUAGACGAAGAGGCACUGGUCGACACACUCGCUGAAACGGUGGCAGAUAGCGACUGUGACAAAGUUGGUGACACACUGGGCGACGAGGAGGCUGAAACACUGGUCGACACACUGGCUGACAAGCUACCAGAGGUGGAGGGCGAGACAGUUGCCGACACACUGGGCGAUGUGGAGAUCGAUGCACUCGUCGACACACUGGUUGAAAGGCUUCCGGAAGUGGAGGCAGAGACACUUGCCGACACACUGGGCGAAUUGGAGACCGAGGCGCUUGUAGACACACUGGCUGAAAGACUAGGAGAGCUGGAGGCCGACACACUUGCCAACACACUGGGCGAUGUAGACACCGAGGCACUGGUCGACAAACUGGCUGACACGCUUGCAGAGGCCGACGCUGAUACAGUUGCCGAGACACUCGGCGAUGUUGAGACCGAUGCACUCGUCAAAACACUGGCUGAAAGGCUAGCAGAGGUGGUCACCGAGGCACUUUCCGACACACUGGAAGAUGAAGAGGCCGAGGCAGUUGUCGACACACUCGCUGAAACGCUAGCAGAUAGCGACUCUGACACACUUAGUGACACACUGGGCGACGUGGAGGCCGAGACACUGGUCGACACACUGGCUGACAAGCUAGCAGAGGUGGAGAGCGAGACACUUGCCGACACACUGGGCGAUGUGGAGAUCGAUGCACUUGUCGACACACUGGUUGAAAGACUUUCAGAGGUAGAGGCCGAGACACUUAAAGACACACUGGGCGAAUUGGAGACCGAGGCACUUGUAGACACACUGGUUGACAAGCUAGCAGAAGUGGAGACCGAGACACUUUCCGACACACUGGGAGAUGUAGACGAAGAGGCACUGGUCGACACACUCGCUGAAACGGUGGCAGAUACCGACUCUGACACAGUUGGUGACACACUGGGCGACGAGGAGGCCGAAACACUGGUCGACACACUGGCUGACAAGCUACCAGAGGUGGAGGGCGAGACACUUGCCGACACACUGGGCGAUGUGGAGAUCGAUGCACUCGUCGACACACUGGUUGAAAGGCUUCCGGAAGUGGAGGCAGAGACACUUGCCGACACACUGGGCGAAUUGGAGACCGAGGCACUUGUAGACACACUGGCUGAAAGGCUAGUAGAGCUGGAGGCCGACACACUUGCUGACACACUGGGCGAUGUAGACACCGAGGCACUGGUCGACAAACUGGCUGACACACUUGCAGAGGGCGACGCUGAUACAGUUGCCGACACACUUGGCGAUGUUGAGACCGAUGCACUCGUCGACACACUGGCUGAAAGGCUAGCAGAGGUGGUCGCCGAAACACUUACUGACACAAUGGAAGAUGAAAAGGCCGAGGCAGUUGUCGACACACUCGCUGAAACGCUACCAGAUAGCGACUCUGACACACUUAGUGACACACUGGGCGACAUGGAGGCCGAGACACUUGUCGACACAAAGGCUGACAAGCUAGCAGAGGUGGAGAGCGAGACACUUGCCGAAAAACUGGGCGAUGUGGAGAUCGACGCACUUGUCGACACACUGGUUGAAAGACUUUCAGAGGUAGAGGCCGAGACACUUAAAGACACACUGGGCGAAUUGGAGACCGAGGCACUUGUAGACACACUGGUUGACAAGCUAGCAGAAGUGGAGACCGAGACACUUUCCGACACACUGGGAGAUGUAGACGAAGAGGCACUGGUCGAAACACUCGCUGAAACGGUGGCAGAUACCGACUCUGAGACAGUUGGUGACACACUGGGCGACGAGGAGGCCGAAACACUGGUCGACACACUGGCUGACAAGCUACCAGAGGUGGAGGGCGACACAAUUGCCGACACACUGGGCGAUGUGGAGAUCGAUGCACUCGUCGACACACUGGUUGAAAGGCUUCCGGAAGUGGAGGCAGAGACACUUGCCGACACACUGGGCGAAUUGGAGACCGAGGCGCUUGUAGACACACUGGCUGAAAGGCUAGUAGAGCUGGAGGCCGACACACUUGCCGACACACUGGGCGAUGUAGACACUGAGGCACUGGUCGACAAACUGGCUGACACACUUGCAGAGGGCGACGCUGAUACAGUUGCUGACACACUCGGCGAUGUUGAGACCGAUGCACUCGUCGACACACUGGCUGAAAGGCUAGCAGAGGUGGUCGCCGAGACACUUUCCGACACAAUGGAAGAUGAAAAGGCCGAGGCAGUUGUCGACACACUCGCUGAAACGCUACCAGAUAGCGACUCUGACACACUUAGUGACACAGUGGGCGACAUGGAGGUCGAGACACUAGUCGACACAAAGGCUGACAAGCUAGCAGAGGUGGAGAGCGAGACACUUGCCGAAAAACUGGGCGAUGUGGAGAUCGACGCACUUGUCGACACACUGGUUGAAAGACUUUCAGAGGUAGAGGCCGAGACACUUAAAGACACACUGGGCGAAUUGGAGACCGAGGCACUUGUAGACACACUGGUUGACAAGCUAGCAGAAGUGGAGACCGAGACACUUUCCGACACACUGGCAGAUGUAGACGAAGAGGCACUGGUCGACACACUCGCUGAAACGGUGGCAGAUAGCGACUCUGACACAGUUGGUGACACACUGGGCGACAAGGACGCCGAAACACUGGUCGACACACUGGAUGACAAGCUACCAGAGGUGGAGGGCGAGACACUUGCCGACACACUGGGCGAUGUGGAGAUCGAUGCACUCGUCGACACACUUGUUGAAAGGCUUCCGGAAGUGGAGGCAGAGACACUUGCCGACACACUGGGCGAAUUGGAGACCGAGGCACUUGUAGACACACUGGCUGAAAGGCUAGUAGAGCUGGAGGCCGACACACUUGCUGACACACUGGGCGAUGUAGACACCGAGGCACUGGUCGACAAACUGGCUGACACACUUGCAGAGGGCGACGCUGAUACAGUUGCCGACACACUCGGCGAUGUUGAGACCGAUGCACUCGUCGACACACUGGCUGAAAGGCUAGCAGAGGUGGUCGCCGAAACACUUACUGACACAAUGGAAGAUGAAAAGGCCGAGGCAGUUGUCGACACACUCGCUGAAACGCUACCAGAUAGCGACUCUGACACACUUAGUGACACACUGGGCGACAUGGAGGCCGAGACACUUGUCGACACAAAGGCUGACAAGCUAGCAGAGGUGGAGAGCGAGACACUUGCCGAAAAACUGGGCGAUGUGGAGAUCGACGCACUUGUCGACACACUGGUUGAAAGACUUUCAGAGGUAGAGGCCGAGACACUUAAAGACACACUGGGCGAAUUGGAGACCGAGGCACUUGUAGACACACUGGUUGACAAGCUAGCAGAAGUGGAGACCGAGACACUUUCCGACACACUGGCAGAUGUAGACGAAGAGGCACUGGUCGACACACUCGCUGAAACGGUGGCAGAUAGCGACUCUGACACAGUUGGUGACACACUGGGCGACGAGGAGGCCGAAACACUGGUCGACACACUGGCUGACAAGCUACCAGAGGUGGAGGGCGAGACACUUGCCGACACCCUGGGCGAUGUCGAGAUUGAUGCACUCGUCGACACACUGGUUGAAAGGCUUCCGGAAGUGGAGGCAGAGACACUUGCCGACACACUGGGCGAAUUGGAGACCGAGGCACUUGUAGACACACUGGCUGAAAGGCUAGUAGAGCUGGAGGCCGACACACUUGCCGACACACUGGGCGAUGUAGACACCGAGGCACUGAUCAGCAAACUGGGUGACACGCUUGCAGAGGCCGACGCUGAUACAGUUGCCGACGCACUCGGCGAUGUUGAGACCGAUGCACUCGUCAAAACACUGGCUGAAAGGCUAGCAGAGGUGGUCGCCGAGACACUUUCCGACACACUGGAAGAUGAAGAGGCCGAGGCAGUUGUCGACACACUCGCUGAAACGCUAGCAGAUACCGACUCUGACACACUUAGUGACACACUGGGCGACGUGGAGGCCGAGACACUGGUCGACACACUGGCUGACAAGCUAGCAGAGGUGGAGAGCGAGACACUUGCCGAAAAACUGGGCGAUGUGGAGAUCGAUGCACUUGUCGACACAAUGGUUGAAAGACUUGCAGAGGUAGAGGCCGAGACACUCAAAGACACACUGGGCGAAUUGGAGACCGAGGCACUUGCAGACACACUGGUUGACAAGCUAGCAGAAGUGGAGACCGAGACAUUUUGCGACACACUGGGAGAUGUAGACGAAGAGGCACUGGUCGACACACUCGCUGAAACGGUGGCAGAUAGCGACUCUGACAAAGUAGGUGACACACUGGGCGACAAGGAUGCCGAAACACUGGUCGACACACUGGCUGACAAGCUACCAGAGGUGGAGGGCGAGACACUUGCCGACACCCUGGGCGAUGUCGAGAUUGAUGCACUCGUCGACACACUGGUUGAAAGGCUUCCGGAAGUGGAGGCAGAGACACUUGCCGACACACUGGGCGAAUUGGAGACCGAGGCACUUGUAGACACACUGGCUGAAAGGCUAGUAGAGCUGGAGGCCGACACACUUGCCGACACACUGGGCGAUGUAGACACCGAGGCACUGAUCAGCAAACUGGGUGACACGCUUGCAGAGGCCGACGCUGAUACAGUUGCCGACGCACUCGGCGAUGUUGAGACCGAUGCACUCGUCAAAACACUGGCUGAAAGGCUAGCAGAGGUGGUCGCCGAGACACUUUCCGACACACUGGAAGAUGAAGAGGCCGAGGCAGUUGUCGACACACUCGCUGAAACGCUAGCAGAUAGCGACUCUGACACACUUAGUGACACACUGGGCGACGUGGAGGCCGAGACACUGGUCGACACACUGGCUGACAAGCUAGCAGAGGUGGAGAGCGAGACACUUGCCGAAAAACUGGGCGAUGUGGAGAUCGAUGCACUUGUCGACACAAUGGUUGAAAGACUUGCAGAGGUAGAGGCCGAGACACUUAAAGACACACUGGGCGAAUUGGACACCGAGGAACUUGUAGACACGCUGGUUGACAAGCUAGCAGAAGUGGAGACCGAGACACUUUCCGACACACUGGGAGAUGUAGACGAAGAGGCACUGGUCGACACACUCGCUGAAACGGUGGGAGAUAGCGACUCUGACAAAGUUGGUGACACACUGGGCGACGAGGAGGCUGAAACACUGGUCGACACACUGGCUGACAAGCUACCAGAGGUGGAGGGCGAGACACUUGCCGACACCCUGGGCGAUGUCGAGAUUGAUGCACUCGUCGACACACUGGUUGAAAGGCUUCCGGAAGUGGAGGCAGAGACACUUGCCGACACACUGGGCGAAUUGGAGACCAAAGCACUUGUAGACACACUGGCUGAAAGGCUAGUAGAGCUGGAGGCCGACACACUUGCCGACACACUGGGCGAUGUAGACACCGAGGCACUGAUCAGCAAACUGGGUGACACGCUUGCAGAGGCCGACGCUGAUACAGUUGCCGACGCACUCGGCGAUGUUGAGACCGAUGCACUCGUCAAAACACUGGCUGAAAGGCUAGCAGAGGUGGUCGCCGAGACACUUUCCGACACACUGGAAGAUGAAGAGGCCGAGGCAGUUGUCGACACACUCGCUGAAACGCUAGCAGAUACCGACUCUGACACACUUAGUGACACACUGGGCGACGUGGAGGCCGAGACACUGGUCGACACACUGGCUGACAAGCUAGCAGAGGUGGAGAGCGAGACACUUGGCGAAAAACUGGGCGAUGUGGAGAUCGAUGCACUUGUCGACACACUGGUUGAAAGACUUUCAGAGGUAGAGGCCGAGACACUUAAAGACACACUGGGCGAAUUGGAGACCGAGGCACUUGUAGACACACUGGUUGACAAGCUAGCAGAAGUGGAGACCGAGACACUUUCCGACACACUGGGAGAUGUAGACGAAGAGGCACUGGUCGACACACUCGCUGAAACGGUGGCAGAUAGCGACUCUGACAGAGUUGGUGACACACUGGGCGACGAGGAGGCCGAAACACUGGUCGACACACUGGCUGACAAGCUACCAGAGGUGGAGGGCGAGACACUUGCCGACACACUGGGCGAUGUGGAGAUCGAUGCACUCGUCGACACACUGGUUGAAAGGCUUCCGGAAGUGGAGGCAGAGACACUUGCCGACACACUGGGCGAAUUGGAGACCGAGGCACUUGUAGACACACUGGCUGAAAGGCUAGUAGAGCUGGAGGCCGACACACUGGGUGAUGUAGACACCGAGGCACUGGUCGAGAAACUGGCUGACACGCUUGCAGAGGGCGACGCUGAUACAGUUACCGACACACUCGGCGAUAUUGAGACCGAUGCACUCGUCGACACACUGGCUAAAAGGCUAGCAGAGGUGGUCGCCGAGACACUAUCCGACACAAUGGAAGAUGAAGAGGCCGAGGCAGUUGUCGACACACUCGCUGAAACGCUAGCAGAUAGCGACUCUGACACACUUAGUGACACACUGGGCGACGUGGAGGCCGAGACACUGGUCGACACAAAGUCUGACAAGCUAGCAGAGGUGGAGAGCGAGACACUUGCCGAAAAACUGGGCGAUGUGGAGAUCGAUGCACUUGUCGACACACUGGUUGAAAGACUUGCAGAGGUAGAGGCCGAGACACUUAAAGACACACUGGGCGAAUUGGACACCGAGGAACUUGUAGACACGCUGGUUGACAAGCUAGCAGAAGUGGAGACCGAGACACUUUCCGACACACUGGGAGAUGUAGACGAAGAGGCACUGGUCGACACACUCGCUGAAACGGUGGGAGAUAGCGACUCUGACAAAGUUGGUGACACACUGGGCGACGAGGAGGCUGAAACACUGGUCGACACACUGGCUGACAAGCUACCAGAGGUGGAGGGCGAGACACUUGCCGACACACUGGGCGAUGUGGAGAACGAUGCACUCGUCGACACGCUGGUUGAAAGGCUUCCGGAAGUGGAGGCAGAGACACUUGCCGACACACUGGGCGAAUUGGAGACCAAAGCACUUGUAGACACACUGGCUGAAAGGCUAGUAGAGCUGGAGGCCGACACACUUGCCGACACACUGGGCGAUGUAGACACCGAAGCACUGGUCGACAAACUGGCUGACACGCCUGCAGAGGGCGACGCUGAUACAGUUGCCGACACACUCGGCGAUGUUGAGACCGAUGCACUCGUCGAAACACUGGCUGAAAGGCUAGCAGAGGUGGUCGCCGAGACACUUUCCGACACACUGGAAGAUGAAGAGGCCGAGGCAGUUGUCGACACACUCGCUGAAACGCUAGCAGAUAGCGACUCUGACACACUUAGUGACACACUGGGCAACGUGGAGGCCGAGACACUGGUCGACACACUGGCUGACAAGCUAGCAGAGGUGGAGAGCGAGACACUUGGCGAAAAACUGGGCGAUGUGGAGAUCGAUGCACUUGUCGACACACUGGUUGAAAGACUUUCAGAGGUGGAGGCCGAGCCACUUAAAGACACACUGGGCGAAUUGGAGACCGAGGCACUUGUAGACACACUGGUUGACAAGCUAGCAGAAGUGGAGACCGAGACACUUUCCGACACACUGGGAGAUGUAGACGAAGAGGCACUGGUCGACACACUCGCUGAAACGGUGGCAGAUAGCGACUCUGACACAGUUGGUGACACACUGGGCGACGAGGACGCCGAAACACUGGUCGACAUACUGGCUGACAAGCUACCAGAGGUGGAGGGCGAGACACUUGCCGACACACUGGGCGCUGUGGACAUCAAUGCACUCGUCGACACACUGGUUGAAAGGCUUCCGGUAAUGGAGGCAGAGACACUUGCCGACACACUGCGCGAAUUGGAGACCGAGGCACUUGUAGACACACUGGUUGACAAGCUAGCAGAAGUGGAGACCGAGACACUUUCCGACACACUGGGAGAUGUAGACGAAGAGGCACUGGUCGACACACUCGCUGAAACGGUGGCAGAUAGCGACUCUGACACAGUUGGUGACACACUGGGCGACAAGGACGGCGAAACACUGGUCGACACACUGGCUGACAAGCUACCAGAGGUGGAGGGCGAGACACUUGCCGACACACUGGGCGAUGUGGAGAUCGAUGCACUCGUCGACACACUUCUUGAAAGGCUUCCAGAAGUGGAGGCAGAGACACUUGCCGACACACUGGGCGAAUUGGAGACCGAAGCACUUGUAGACACACUGGCUGAAAGGCUAGUAGAGCUAGAGGCCGACACACUUGCGGACACACUGGGCGAUGUAGACACCGAGGCACUGGUCGACAAACUGGCUGACACGCUUGCAGACGGCGACGCUGAUACAGGUGCCGACACACUCGGCGAUGUUGAGACCGAUGCACUCGUCGAAACACUGGCUGAAGGGCUAGCAGAGGUGGUCGCCAAGAUACUUUCCGACACACUGGAAGAUGAAGAGGCCGAGGCAGUUGUCGACACACUCGCUGAAACGCUAGCAGAUAGCGACUCUGACACAGUUGGUGACACACUGGGCGACGAGGAGGCCGAAACACUGGUCGACACACUGGCUGACAAGCUACCAGAGGUGGAGGGCGAGACACUUGACGACACACUGGGCGAUGUGGAGAUCGAUGCACUCGUCGACACACUGGUUGAAAGGCUUCCGGAAGUGGAGGCAGAGACACUUGCCGACACACUGGGCAAAUUGGAGACCGAGGCACUUGUAGACACACUGGCUGAAAGGCUAGUAGAGCUGGAGGCCGACACACUUACCGACACACUGGGCGAUGUAGACACCGAGGCACUGGUCGACAAACUGGCUGACACGCUUGCAGAGGCCGACGCUGAUAGAGUUGCCGACACACUCGGCGAUGUUGAGACCGAUGCACUCGUCAAAACACUGGCUGAAAGGCUAGCAGAGGUGGUCACCGAGGCACUUUCCGACACACUGGAAGAUGAAGAGGCCGAGGCAGUUGUCGACACACUCGCUGAAACGCUAGCAGAUAGCGACUCUGACACACUUAGUGACACACUGGGCGACGUGGAGGCCGAGACACUGGUCGACACACUGGCUGACAAGCUAGCAGAGGUGGAGAGCGAGACACUUGCCGAAAAACUGGGCGAUGUGGAGAUCGAUGCACUUGUCGACACACUGGUUGAAAGACUUGCAGAGGUAGAGGCCGAGACACUUAAAGACACACUGGGCGAAUUGGAGACCGAGGCACUUGUAGACACACUGGUUGACAAGCUAGCAGAAGUGGAGACCGAGACACUUUCCGACACACUGGGAGAUGUAGACGAAGAGGCACUGGUCGACACACUCGCUGAAACGGUGGCAGAUAGCGACUCUGACACAGUUGGUGACACACUGGGCGACGAGGACGCCGAAACACUGGUCGACACACUGGCUGACAAGCUACCAGAGGUGGAGGGCGAGACACUUGCCGACACACUGGGCGAUGUGGAGAUCGAUGCACUCGUCGACACACUGGUUGAAAGGCUUCCGGAAGUGGAGGCAGAGACACUUGCCGACACACUGGGCGAAUUGGAGACCGAGGCACUUGUAGACACACUGGCUGAAAGGCUACUAGAGCUGGAGGCCGACACACUUGCCGACACACUGGGCGAUGUAGACACCGAGGCACUGGUCGACAAACUGGCUGCCACGCUUGCAGAGGGCGACGCUGAUACAGUUGCCGACACACUCGGCGAUGCUGAGACCGAUGCACUCGUCGAAACACUGGCUGAAAGGCUAGCAGAGGUGGUCGCCGAAACACUUUCCGACACACUGGAAGAUGAAAAGGCCGAGGCAGUUGUCGACACACUCGCUGAAACGCUACCAGAUAGCGACUCUGACACACUUAGUGACACACUGGGCGACAUGGAGGCCGAGACACUGGUCGACACAAAGGCUGACAAGCUAGCAGAGGUGGAGAGCGAGACACUUGCCGAAAAACUGGGCGAUGUGGAGAUCGACGCACUUGUCGACACACUGGUUGAAAGACUUUCAGAGGUAGAGGCCGAGACACUUAAAGACACACUGGGCGAAUUGGAGACCGAGGCACUUGUAGACACACUGGUUGACAAGCUAGCAGAAGUGGAGACCGAGACACUUUCCGACACACUGAGAGAUGUAGACGCCGAGGCACUGGUCGACACACUCGCUGAAACGGUGGCAGCUACCGACUCUGAUACAGUUGGUGACACACUGGGCGACGUGGAGGCCGAGAAACUGCUGGACACACUGGCUAAGAAGAUAGCAGAGGUCAAGGGAGAGACAGUUGCCGACACACUGGGCGAUGUGGAGAUCGAUGCACUCGUCGACACACUGGUUGAAAGGCUUGCCGAAGUGGAGGCAGAGACACUUGCCGACACACUGGGCGAAUUGGAGACCGAGGCACUUGUAGACACACUGGCUGAAAGGCUAGUAGAGCUGGAGGCCGACACACUUGCCGACACACUGGGCGAUAUAGACACCGAGGCACUAGUCGACAAACUGGCUGACACGAUUGCAGAGGACGAAACUGAUACAGUUGCCGACACACUCGGCGAUGUUAAGACCGAUAAACUCGUCGACACACUGGCUGAAAGGCUAGCAGAGGUGGACGACGAGAAACUUUCCGACACACUGGGCGAUAUAGACGCCGAAGCACUGGUCGACACACUCACUGAAACGCUAAAAGAUAGCGACUCUGACACACUUAGUGACACACUAAACGACGUGGAGGCCAAGACACUGGUCGAAACACUGGCUGACAAGCUAGCAGAGGUGGAGAGCGAGAAACUUGCCGACACACUGGGCGAUGUGGAGAUCGAUGCACUUGUCGACACACUGGUUGAAAGACUUUCAGCGGUAGAGGCCGAGACACUUAAAGACACACUGGGCGAAUUGGAGACCGAGGCACUUGUAGACACACUGGUUGACAAGCUAGCAGAAGUGGAGACCGAGACACUUUCCGACACACUGGGAGAUGUAGACGAAGAGGCACUGGUCGACACACUCGCUGAAACGGUGGCAGAUAGCGACUCUGACAGAGUUGGUGACACACUGGGCGACAAGGACGCCGAAACACUGGUCGACACACUGGCUGACAAGCUACCAGAGGUGGAGGGCGAGACACUUGCCGACACACUGGGCGAUGUGGAGAUCGAUGCACUCGUCGACACACUGGUUGAAAGGCUUCCGGAAGUGGAGGCAGAGACACUUGCCGACACACUGGGCGAAUUGGAGACCGAGGCACUUGUAGACACACUGGCUGAAAGGCUAGUAGAGCUGGAGGCCGACACACUUGCGGACACACUGGGCGAUGUAGAUACCGAGGCACUGGUCGACAAACUGGCUGACACGCUUGCAGAGGGCGACGCUGAUACAGUUGCCGACACACUCGGCGAUGUUGAGACCGAUGCACUCGUCGAAACACUGGCUGAAAGGCUAGCAGAGGUGGACGACGAGAAACUUUCCGACACACUGGGCGAUAUAGACGCCGAAGCACUGGUCGACACACUCCCUGAAACGCUAAAAGAUAGCGGCUCUGACACACUUAGUGACACACUAAACGACGUGGAGGCCAAGACACUGGUCGAAACACUGGCUGACAAGCUAGCAGAGGUGGAGAGCGAGACACUUGCCGACACACUGGGCGAUGUGGAGAUCGAUGCACUUGUCGACACACUGGUUGAAAGACUUUCAGAGGUAGAGGCCGAGACACUUAAAGACACACUGGGCGAAUUGGAGACCGAGGCACUUGUAGACACACUGGUUGACAAGCUAGCAGAAGUGGAGACCGAGACACUUUCCGACACACUGGGAGAUGUAGACGAAGAGGCACUGGUCGACACACUCGCUGAAACGGUGGCAGAUAGCGACUCUGACACAGUUGGUGACACACUGGGCGACGAGGAGGCCGAAACACUGGUCGACACACUGGCUGACAAGCUACCAGAGGUGGAGGGCGAGACACUUGCCGACACACUGGGCGAUGUGGAGAUCGAUGCACUCGUCGACACACUGGUUGAAAGGCUUCCGGAAGUGGAGGCAGAGACACUUGCCGACACACUGGGCGAAUUGGAGACCGAGGCACUUGUAGACACACUGGCUGAAAGGCUAGUAGAGCUGGAGGCCGACACACUUGCCGACACACUGGGCGAUGUAGACACCGAGGCACUGGUCGACAAACUGGCUGACACGCUUGCAGAGGGCGACGCUGAUACAGUUGCCGACACACUCGGCGAUGUUGAGACCGAUGCACUCGUCGACACACUGGCUGAAAGGCUAGCAGAGGUGGUCGCCGAGACACUUUCCGACACACUGGAAGAUGAAGAGGCCGAGGCAGUUGUCGACACACUCGCUGAAACGCUAGCAGAUAGCGACUCUGACACACUUAGUGAUACACUGGGCGACGUGGAGGCCGAGACACUGGUCGACACACUGGCUGACAAGCUAGCAGAGGUGGAGAGCGAGACACUUGCCGAAAAACUGGGCGAUGUGGAGAUCGAUGUACUUGUCGACACACUGGUUGAAAGACUUUCAGAGGUAGAGGCCGAGACACUUAAAGACACGCUGGGCGAAUUAGAGACCAAGGCACUUGUAGACACACUGGUUGACAAGCUAGCAGAAGUGGAGACCGAGACACUUUCUGACACACUGGGAGAUGUAGACGAAGAGGCACUGGUCGACACACUCGCUGAAACGGUGGCAGAUGGCGACUCUGACACAGUUGGUGACACACUGGGCGACGAGGACGCCGAAACACUGGUCGACACACUGGCUGACAAGCUACCAGAGGUGGAGGGCGAGACACUUGCCGACACACUGGGCGAUGUGGAGAUCGAUGCACUCGUCGACACACUGGUUGAAAGGCUUCCGGAAGUGGAGGCAGAGACACUUGCCGACACACUGGGCGAAUUGGAGACCGAGGCACUUGUAGACACACUGGCUGAAAGGCUAGUAGAGCUGGAGGCCGACACACUUGCCGACACACUGGGCGAUGUAGACACCGAGGCACUGGUCGACAAACUGGCUGACACGCUUACAGAGGCCGACGCUGAUAGAGUUGCCGACACACUCGGCGAUGUUGAGACCGAUGCACUAGUCGAAACACUGGCUGAAAGGCUAGCAGAGGUGGUCACCGAGGCACUUUUCGACACACUGGAAGAUGAAGAGGCCGAGGCAGUUGUCGACACACUCGCUGAAACGCUAGCAGAUAGCGACUCUGACACACUUAGUGAUAUACUGGGCGACGUGGAGGCCGAGACACUGGUCGACACACUGGCUGACAAGCUAGCAGAGGUGGAGAGCGAGACACUUGCCGAAAAACUGGGCGAUGUGGAGAUCGAUGCACUUGUCGACACACUGGUUGAAAGACUUUCAGAGGUAGAGGCCGAGACACUUAAAGACACGCUGGGCGAAUUAGAGACCGAGGCACUUGUAGACACACUGGUUGACAAGCUAGCAGAAGUGGAGACCGACACACUUUCUGACACACUGGGAGAUGUAGACGAAGAGGCACUGGUCGACACACUCGCUGAAACGGUGGCAGAUAGCGACUCUGACAAAGUUGGUGAGACACUGGGCGACGAGGAGGCCGAAACACUGGUCGACACACUGACUGACAAGCUACCAGAGGUGGAGGGCGAGACACUUGCCGACACACUGGGCGAUGUGGAGAUCGAUGCACUCGUCGACACACUGGUUGAAAGGCUUCCGGAAGUGGAGGUAGAGACACUUGCCGACACACUGGGCGAAUUGGAGACCGAUGCAAUUGUAGACACACUGGCUGAAAGGCUAGUAGAGCUGGAGGCCGACAAACUUGCCGAGACACUGGGCAAUGUAGACACCGAGGCACUGGUCGACAAACUGACUGACACGCUUGCAGAGAGCGACGCUGAUACAGUUGCCGACACACUCGGCGACGUUGAGACCGAUGCACUUGUCGAGACACUGGUUGAAAGGCUAGUAGAGGUGGACGCCGAGACAUUUUCCGACACACUGGAAGAUGUAGACGCCGAGGCACUGGUCGAAACACUCGCUGAAACGCUAGCAGAUAGCGACUCUGACACACUUGAUGACACACUGGGCGAAGUGGAGGGCAAGACACUGGUCGACAGACUCGCUGACAAGCUAGCAGAGGUGGAGAGCGAGACACUUGCCGACACACUAGGCGAUGUGGAGAUCGAUGCACUUGUCGAAACACUGGUUGAAAGACUUGCAGAGGUAGAGGCCGAGACACUUAAAGACACAGUGGGUGAAUUGGAGUCCGAGGCACUUGUAGACACACUGGUUGACAAGCUAGCAGAAGUGGAGGCCGAGACACUUUCCGACAAACUGGGAGAUGUAGACGAAGAGGCACUGGUAGACACACUCGCUGAAACGGUGGCAGAUAGCGACUCUGACACAGUUGGUGUCACACUGGGUGACGAGGAGGCCGAAACACUGGUCGACACACUGGCUGACAAGCUACCAGAGGUGGAGGGCGAGACACUUCCUGACACACCUCGCGAUGUGGAGAUCGAUGCACUCGUCGACACACUGGUUGAAAGGCUUCCGGUAAUGGAGGCAGAGACACUUGCCGACACACUGCGCGAAUUGGAGACCGAGGCACUUGUAGACACACUGGCUGAAAGGCUAGUAGAGCUGGAGGCCGACACACUUGCCGACACACUGGGCGAUGUAGACACCGAGGCACUGGUCGACAAACUGGCUGACACGCUUGCAGAGGCCGACGCUGAUAGAGUUGCCGACACACUCGGCGAUGUUGAGACCGAUGCACUAGUCGAAACACUGGCUGAAAGGCUAGCAGAGGUGGUCACCGAGGCACUUUUCGACACACUGGAAGAUGAAGAGGCCGAGGCAGUUGUCGACACACUCGCUGAAACGGCUGCAGAGAGCGACUCUGACACACUUAGUGACACACUGGGCGACGUGGAGGCCGAGUCACUGGUCGACACACUGGGUGACAAGCUAGCAGAGGUGGAGAGCGAGACACUUGCCGAAAAACUGGGCGAUGUGGAGAUCGAUGCACUUGUCGACACACUGGUUGAAAGACUUUCAGAGGUAGAGGCCGAGACACUUAAAGACACACUGGGCGAAUUGGAGACCGAGGCACUUGUAGACACACUGGUUGACAAGCUAGCAGAAGUGGAGGCCGAGACACUUUCCGACAAACUGGGAGAUGUAGACGAAGAGGCACUGGUAGACACACUCGCUGAAACGGUGGCAGAUAGCGACUCUGACACAGUUGGUGUCACACUGGGUGACGAGGAGGCCGAAACACUGGUCGACACACUGGCUGACAAGCUACCAGAGGUGGAGGGCGAGACACUUCCUGACACACCUCGCGAUGUGGAGAUCGAUGCACUCGUCGACCCACUGGUUGAAAGGCUUCCGGAAGUGGAGGCAGACACACUUGCUGACACACUUGGGGAAUUGGAGACCGAGGCACUUGUAGACACACUGGUUGACAGGCUAGCAGAGGUGGAGGCCGAGACACUUUCCGACACACUGGGCAAUGUAGACGAAGAGGCACUGGUCGACACACUCGCUGAAACGGUAAGAGAUUGCGACUCUGACACCGUUGGUGACACUUUGGGCGACCUGGAGGCCGAAACACUGGUCGACACACUAGCUGAUAAGCUACCAGAGGCUGAGGGCGAGACACUUGCCGACACACUGCGCGAUGUGGAGAUCGAUGCACUCGUCGAUACACUGGUUGAAAGGCUUGCGGAAGUGGAGGCAGAGACACUUGCCGACACACUGGGCGAAUUGGAGACCGAGGCACUUGUCGACACACUGGCUGAAAGGCUAGUAGAGCUGGAGGCCGACAAACCUUCCGACACACUGGGCGAUGUAGACGCCGAGGCACUGAUAGACAAAAUGGCUGAUACGCUAGAAGAUUGCGACGCUGAUACAGUUGGCGACAGAGUGGGCGAUGUUGAGACUGAUGCACUCGUCGACACACUGGUUAAAAGGCUAGCAGAGGUGGAGUCCGAGACAUUUUCCGACACACUGGGCGAUGUAGACGCCGAGGCACUGGUCGACACACUUGCUGAAACGCUAGCAGAUAAAGACUCUGACACACUUGGUGACACACUGGGCGAGGUGGAGGCCGAGACACUAGUCGACACACUGGCGGACAAGCUAGCAGAGGUGGAGGGCGAGACACUUGCCGACACACUGGGCGAUGUAGACACCGAGGCACUGGUCGACAUACUGGCUGACACGCUUGCAGAGGGCGACGCUGAUUUAGUUGCCGACACGCUCGGCGAUGUUGAGACCGAUUCACUCGUCGACACACUGGCUGAAAGGCUGAAAGGACGCAGAGUAGAGCACACUGGAAGAUGCCGACACUGGGCGACGCACUUGCGGAAACCGACGACUCUGACACACUGGGUGAUACACUGGGCACGUGGGCACUGGUCGACAAACUGGCUGACACGCUUGCAGAGGCCGACGCUGAUACAGUUGCCGACACACUCGGCGAUGUUGAGACGGAUGCACUCGUCGAAACACUGGUUGAAAGACUUUCAGAGGUAGAGGCCGAGACACUUAAAGACACACUGGGCGAAUUGGAGACCGAGGCACUUGUAGACACACUGGUUGACAAGCUAGCAGAAGUGGAGACCGAGACACUUUCCGACGCACUGGGAGAUGUAGACGAAGAGGAACUGGUCGACAAAAACGGGGCAGAUACACUCUGACGCAGUUUGUGACGACGCGGAUAACACUGGUCGACACACUGGCGACAAGCUACCAGGGCGAUGUUGAGACCGAUGCAGAUCGAUGCGUCGACACACUGGUUAAAAGACUUGCAGAAAGUAGCAGACAUGGACACACUGGGCGAAUUGACCGAGGCUUUCCUGGUUGACAAGCUGGGCGAUGUAGACGCCGAGGCACUGGUCGACACACUCGCUGAAACGCUAGCAGAUGUUGACUCUGACACAGUUGGUGACACACUGGGCGACGUGGAGGCCGAGACACUGGUGGACACACUAGCUGAGAAGAUAGCAGAGGUGGAGGGCGAGACACUUGCCGACACACUGGGCGAUGUAGAAAUUGAUGCACUUGUCGAUACACUGGUUGAAAGACUUGCGGAGGUGGAGACCGAGACACUUGCCGACACACUGGUCCAAUUAAAGGCCGAGGCACUUGUAGACUUACUGGUUGACAGGCUAGCAGAGGUGGACGUCGAGACACUUGCCGACACACUGGGCGAUGGAGACGCCGAGGCACUGAUCGACAAACUGGCUGAUACGCUAGCAGAGGGCGACGCUGAUACAGUUGGCGACAGACUGGGCGAUGUUGAGACCGAUGCACUCGUCGACACACUGGCUGAAACGGUGGCAGAUAGGGACUCUGACACACUUGAUGACACACUGGGCGAAGUGGAGGCCGAGACACUGGUCGACACACUCGCUGAAACGCUAGCAGAUAGCGACUCUGACACACUUGGUAACACGUUGGGCGACGUGGAGGCCGAAACAUUGUUCGACACACUGGCUGACAAGCUAGCUGAGGUGGAGGGCGAGACACUUGCCGACACACUGGGCGAUGUUGAGAUUGAUUCACUCGUCGACACACUGGUUGAAGGACUUGCAGAGGUGGAGGCCGAGAUACUUGCCGACACACUCGGCGAACUGGAGACCGAGCCACUUGUAGACACACUGGUUGACAAGCUAGCAGAGGUGGAGGCCGAGACACUUGCCGACACACUGGGCGAUGUAACCGCCGAGGCACUGUUCGACAAACUCGCUGAUAGGCUAGCAGACGGCGACGCUGAUACAGUUGCCGACGGACUGGGCGAUGUUGAGACCGAUGCACUCGUCGACACACUGGCUGAAAGGCUAGCAGAGGUGGAGGCCGAGACACGUUCUGACACACUGGGUGAUGUAGAUGCCGAGGCACUGGUCGACACACUCGCUGAAAGGCUAGCAGAUAGCGACUCUGACACACUUGCUGACACAUUGGGCGACGUGGAGGCCGAGACACUGGUCGACACACUGGCUGACAAGGUAGCAGAGGUGUAGGGCGAGACACUUGACGACACACUGGGCGAUGUGGAGAUAGAUGCCCUCGUCAACACACUGGUUGAAACGCUUACGGAGGUGGAGGCCGAGACACUUGCUGACAAACUGGUUGACAGGCUAGCAGAGGUGGAGGCUGAGACACUUGCCGACACACUGGGCGAUAUAGACGCUGAAGCAGUGCUCGACAAACUGGCUGGCACGCUUGCAGAUGGCGACGCUGAUACAGUUGCCGACGGAGUGGGCGAUGUUGAGACCGAUGCACUCGUCGACACACUGGGUGAAAGGCUAGCAGAGGUGGAGGCCGAGACACUUUCCGACACACUGGGCGAUGUAGACGCCGAGGCACUGGUCGACACACUCGCUGAAACGCUAAAAGAUAGCGAGUCUGGCACAGUUGGUGAUCCAUUGGGCGAAGUGGAGGCCGAGACACUCGUCGACACACUGGCUGAGAAGCUAGCAGAGGUGGAGGGCGAGACACUUGCCGACACACUGGGCGAUGAGGCUGUCGUGCUUUCGACAUCUGUUGAUUUUAAGAGUUUUUCGUGUUUUAGUUUAUGCUGCUUUUACCCCUUCUUUGGGUUUAAGUAUUGAGAAGCAACUGAUCAUGUUGUGAAAAGACAUCUACAUUUGAAAUUUUUGUUGAGCAGUUUGUUGUUUGGAUUAGAAAGUGUUUGCAAGUUGGGACGUUAGAGUUGAUUUCGUUUGUAUGUUUGUAUGAGUUGUGGGGCUUUCUGUUAUAUUAAAAGUGCGUAACUUUCUUUUGUUGACCCGAUAUAAUUUUGCGUUUAAUGAGGCUCGAUCCAGUAUUUUGUAAGGCAAACUUCCACAUUCGAACUUCUUUUACCUAUACAGCUUGAUAUCCAUAAUAACACAUGGAUUACUUAUGAUUAUAUUUAAAUAUAUUAUAUUGGUAUGCAUUUGAAAAUAGUAGCGCCUUUAGUGUGAAAGCGUUGUGCAAUCUCAGAGCAUUACUUGUACGAUGGUACAGAUGGGCACUGAAACUGUGUUUUUGAUAUUUGACAAAUGCAGUUUCGAAAACGAUUGUAAGUAAAUAAAUACAACAUUUUAACACAUUUCUCUACAUGAUCUGUUUUCCAAUAAAACUACGAUUACGAAAACGGAAAGGGCUCUCUUCUUUGUCGUACUUGUUGUCGGAACUUAGAUACUUACCUACAGCUGUCGUUGAAAAGCUUAUGAUUUUCAUUUUUUUUUUUUUAAUUUUCUUACACUGGCUUCCACUGAGGGACAUUAAUUGGCCUUUCUCGAUCAGAUUCUAGUAUGUUAAACAAGAAACUAGAAUACAUACAUUUCACCUGUUAAAGCAAGCCACGCUAAAAAGAAAUGUAUUUUCAGCUGUUAUUUUUGCUACGUUUUCCUAAAUUUGCGGUUUAAACAGUUCGUUUUGCUAUUUUCAAAGAAAGGCAGAACAGAAAGGCAAUUGAGGCAACUGGGAAUAAGACCUACCAUUUCCUCGUUUCUAUGGUCCUGCCGAACAUAGUCCUGAAUAGGACUUUCGUUGACAUUGACUGAUGUUUCGAAAACCUUGAGGUAGUCAUCUUCAGACUUAAAGUGAGUUUUAUCAUGUCAGUUGAUGGUAUUAAACUCUGUUUAUUGACCUGAUUGGUCAAUUAAGUCGCGAUGUCAUUGGCUGCCUGUCAGUUAAGCCGUGAUGUUAUUGGCUAUGAUGUCAUUGGUGCGUAAUUUUUGCUAAAUUUUAUUUACUCUUAAACAGCCCGGUAAAGUUUCACCUGAUAAGGUCUAGUUUGUGCUACAUACAAUACCAGAAUCAUUAUGAUUUACUUUUUGAGAAUGAAAUAUGAACUCAGCACCUAAGUAUGAAUGAAGGGGUAUAAUUCCUAGGAUUUACCAUUUGAAUCCGAGGCCCCAUAAACACUUAUUUGGAAAAAUUUGAAACGGCAUCUUUCUUCUGGUUUUGACCUAAACAGAUAUAAUGAGCCCAUUCCUUACGCAACGCCGACAGAGAAAACACACGAUUUUUUUAAAGGUGGUUUGGAAAUUACCUUUUCCAUCGGUGACACUUGUUGACCCUCUAGUUGACAAGUUAGCAGAGGUCGAGGUAGAGUCACUGGGCGUUAAACUUGUCACGGUGAAUGCCGAGACACUUAGUAACAAAACACUUGAUGGCGAGAUAGCAGAAGUAGAAUUCGAGAAACGGAGUGUCACAAAAGCCUUAGUAAACGCCGAGACACUUGGUAUUGCACUUGCUGUUAAGUUAGAAGAAUUAGUGAUCGAGUUACUGGUCAUGACACUGGCCGGGGAAGAGUCCAAGACACUUGGCACCGAACUGGUUGAUAAGUUAGCUGACGAAGAGGUUGAAUCACUAAGCGUGGAAAUGAUCGGGGAGACCAAGGCACUUGGUGACUUACUGGUUGACAAGUUAGAGUUGUUGGAAGUCAAGUUACUGGGUGCAACAAUUACCGGGGUAGAGACCGAGAUGAUUGACGACUUUCUGCCUGACAAGGUAGCAGAGGAGGCAAUCGAAGUACUGGGUGCAAUAAUCGCUGCGUUAGAGACCGAAACACUUGACGACGCCUUAGUUGAUAAGUUAACCGGCGAAAAGGCCAAGUAA